AUGGUUAACAUCAUCUCAAAGAAAAGAAAAUUGGUCGCUGACGGUGUCUUCUACGCCGAAUUAAACGAAUUCUUCACCAGAGAAUUAGCUGAACAAGGUUACGCUGGUGUUGAAGUCAGAGUUACUCCAACCAGAACUGAAGUUAUUAUCAGAGCUACCCAAACCAACGCUGUUUUAGGUGAAAACGGUAGAAGAAUCUAUGAAUUAACCUCAUUAGUCCAAAAAAGAUUCAAAUUUGCUCCAGGUACUAUUGUCUUAUACGCUGAAAGAGUUCAAGACCGUGGUUUAUCUGCUGUUGCUCAAGCUGAAUCAUUAAAAUUCAAAUUAUUAAACGGUUUAGCUAUCCGUCGUGCUGCUUACGGUGUUGUCAGAUAUGUUAUGGAAUCUGGUGCUAAAGGUGUUGAAGUUGUUAUCUCAGGUAAAUUAAGAGCUGCUCGUGCUAAAGCUAUGAAAUUCCAAGAUGGUUUCUUAAUCCACUCUGGUCAACCAGUUAAAGAUUUCAUUGACACUGCUACCCGUCACGUUUUAUUAAGACAAGGUGUUUUAGGUGUUAAAGUUAAAAUUAUGAGAGACCCAGCUACCAACAGAGUUGGUCCAAAAUCUUUACCAGAUUACGUUAAAGUUCAUGAACCAAAAGAAGAUGAAGCUAUCCCAGCUCCAACUGUUAAAUCAUACGUUCAAAAAGAAGAACCAGCUGCUGAAGAACCAGAAGCUGCUGCUGAACAAGCUGUUGAAGCUUAA
Hansenula ciferrii is the source of this 741-nucleotide messenger RNA. It is a transcript of the gene RPS3, whose product is annotated as 40S ribosomal protein uS3. The record is from RefSeq and is a predicted model, not a curated record. NCBI's taxonomy places the organism in Eukaryota, Fungi, Ascomycota, Saccharomycetes, Phaffomycetales, Wickerhamomycetaceae. The coding region runs from base 1 to 741 and encodes 246 amino acids. Gene Ontology annotation, cellular component: cytosolic small ribosomal subunit; nucleus. Gene Ontology annotation, biological process: translation. Gene Ontology annotation, molecular function: structural constituent of ribosome; RNA binding. The transcript has a single exon.